AUGAGCCUGAAAGAAAAAUUCUCAAGAUUAAGAGUCUCCAAGAAAUUUAUUAAACGCCAAAAACUUAACAACAUGGCCAAAGUUAAAAGUAGAUCCAGGAGCAAGAAUAUUUUGAAAUGAAGACUCCGCCAUCAGAAGUAUGUCAAGAAGAGUCCAAUGAGUAGGAAUAUCACAAAAUAAUCCAUCAAGCGAUCAUCUGAUUAGGAAUAACCUGAAGAGUUAUCUUAAGAAUAAAAUGAAAAUUGAAAAGAAAUAAGCUUCCAAUCAUUAAAAGUCAAGAAAGACAGGAUAGUGAGAGAACGUUCAGCGAGGAAGAUGAGAAAGCCCAGGAUUAUAUUUCUUCCUACUUCAAUAUUGAAAUCAAAACUAAAAAAGAUGCCAGGAAAAUUAUAUACUCUACUGUGGACGACCAAAAUAAUGAGAUACAGACUCCAAUUGAGAUCGAAAGAGAUUUAAACCUUCUUGAAAAUCCCGUUAUGAAGACUGCAGAUAAUGUUUAUAAGAAUAUUAAAUGAUCUGAGUCAAAUAAGUGCAUUACGCCUAGUCUCUCAAAUCCUUUUCGUCGUAAGUUAAUUCCUGUUGGCUAUAAAGGAGUUGCUCCUUCAGUUAUGAAACGUAAGACAGAGCUUCCUUCAAAUGAUAACAGUUUCGAAAGAGAUCCUAGAAACUACACAACCUUGUUGGAGCUAAAUCCCAAUACUGUCCAUAGCAUUCUUGAAAAUAUCAGGUUGAAGAACCGUUCAAGUGGAGUCAAAUCCCGUAGAAUUCACUGUCCCUACAAAGGAAAGCGUACCUGCUUUCCUUCUACUGCUUCUCAGAGUAGAUCUUCCCGGAUUCUCAGUGAAAGUUCUCAAAAUAUUAGCUUUCACAAAAAUGAUUACUACACAAAUGUCACAAGUCGACCCCAAUAUUCUUACCUGAACCCUUCGAAUUUCAGUAAUUUUCAGGGAAAUCAACAAAAUUUGCAGAGUCAAGCUGAUAAUUUUUCAUCUUUCCAGUUCAGAAGAAUGUAAAGCACUUUCAAAAUAUGAAGAAUCUGCCUGCUAAGAUCUUCCUAGAUUUCGUGUUCUUCAGAAGAGGUACCUCUGGUUUAGCAGUUAUUAACGUUAGAGGGGUUGUCAAUACAAAGCAACUCAAAAUAAAGUCUCCCAGUUUGCUAACUAAUUAAUUACUGCUAAUCUUAGAGAUCUAUCUUCUGUAGAUGAAUGACAGCUUGACAGACUUAGAAUAGUCCAAAUCGGCAAAUUUUAAAAUGUGAUAAUAGCUGAUAGUAUUUGAGACAUUU
Moneuplotes crassus is the source of this 1285-nucleotide messenger RNA. The record is from the annotation of a GenBank genome assembly. NCBI's taxonomy places the organism in Eukaryota, Ciliophora, Spirotrichea, Euplotida, Euplotidae.